Etheostoma cragini (Arkansas darter) is the source of this 4920-nucleotide messenger RNA. It is a transcript of the gene kif15, whose product is annotated as kinesin family member 15. The record is from RefSeq and is a predicted model, not a curated record. NCBI's taxonomy places the organism in Eukaryota, Metazoa, Chordata, Actinopteri, Perciformes, Percidae. The transcript has 35 exons. Gene Ontology annotation, biological process: microtubule-based movement. Bases 187 to 4320 code for a protein of 1377 amino acids. Gene Ontology annotation, molecular function: microtubule motor activity; microtubule binding; ATP binding.
UCUCUGCUACACUAGGUGGCGAUAUGCACUUGCCAGCCAAUUUGUAGCGACAUUAAACGAAGAAGAAGUAGCACUUGGACCUGCCCGCCAAUUUCGGAGGAAGUAAACAGCGUCGUUCUAGUUCUUCUACUUUGUCAUGAAGAAUUUUCCUUUUAACACAUAACGUCGAACAUUUCUUUGUCAACAAUGAAUUCUAUUGGGAAAGGCUCUGUCGAUUCAACCCAACCUGCUGCCAGCAGUGACGGUGAUUCUAUCAAAGUUUUUGUGCGAGUACGACCUCUGACCCAGUGUUCUGGGCUGACCACAGACGGAGAUCAGAAGCUGUGUCUCACAGUCACCUCACCCAACACCAUUCGUCUGCUAUCAAAACCAGAACCACGAACCUUUACUUACGAUCAUGUUGCUGACAUGGGAACAUCUCAGGACUCUGUAUUCUCCAGUGUGGCCAAGAAUAUUGUGGAGUCUUGCAUAAAUGGAUACAAUGGUACUAUAUUUGCCUACGGACAAACAGGCUCAGGGAAAACAUUCACCAUGCUUGGACCAUCUGAGUUGGAUAACUUCACAGAUGAACUAAGGGGGGUUAUUCCUCGAAGUUUUGAGUACCUGUUUUUUCUCAUCAACAGGGAAGUGCAACGGUCUGGCCAGUCCAAGAGUUUCCUAUGUAAAUGUUCAUUUAUAGAGAUUUACAAUGAACAAAUUUAUGACCUCCUGGAUACAGCCUCAGCCAGCCUUUUCCUCAGGGAGAACAUCAAGAAAGGUUUAUUUGUUGAGGGAGCCGUGGAGAAGUUUGUCAACUCGGCCACUGAAGCCUACCAGGUGCUAUCUAUGGGCUGGCGUAAUCGACGAGUGGCCUCCACCUCCAUGAACCGAGAAUCUUCCAGAUCUCACGCAGUGUUCACCAUGACAUUGGAAUCUAAAGAGUUUGUCAAUGAAGUGGUGAACAUCCGAAUGUCUCAGUUGAACCUGGUAGAUCUGGCAGGGUCUGAGAGGCAGAAAGACACACACACAGAAGGUUCCAGGCUUAAGGAGGCGAGCAGUAUCAAUCGCUCCCUCAUGUGUCUUGGUCAGGUGAUCAUGGCACUGGUUGAUGUGUCCAAUGGAAAGAACCGUCACAUCUGUUACAGAGAUUCCAAACUCACCUUCUUGCUCAGGGACUCACUCGGAGGAAAUGCAAAGACUUAUAUAAUAGCUAAUGUACAUCCUGGUUCAAAGUGUUUUGGAGAAACGCUGUCCACCUUGCAGUUUGCUCAGAGAGCGAAGUUGAUCAAGAACAAGGCCAUAAUCAAUGAAGACACACAGGGAAAUGUGAGGCAAUUACAAGCUGAGGUAAAAAAGCUGAAGGAGCAGCUUGCACAGGCUCUAACUUCUCAGGCAGUGGGCUAUGCCAGAGAUGGAGCGCCAGGAGGACCUGAACCUCUCAUAGAAAUUCAACAUGAUGUCUCAUACAAAGCAAAGUUUAUGGCUGCUAUUCGUCUUUGGAGGAAGCGAGAAGAAGAGAAGAGGGUGCUGCUUGAGAAAGUGGCUCAGCUUGAGGAGGCCUGGACCCAGAAAGACAAGUUCAUCCAUUCCAGCCGAAUGAUUGUCCGGUUUCGAGAGGACCACAUCUAUCGCCUUGAGAAAAAAUUUAAGACAGGCCAAGUCUUACUGGCAGACAAGGAGUCUCAGAUGCUGAUUGACCAGCUGAAAGAAGAGAUCAAGAUCUUAAGAGAUCAGGUUGAACAUCACCCAAAAAUGACUCGAUAUGCAGCGGAGAACUUCAGCCUCAGAGAGGAGAUCCGUCAACUUCGUUCACUUGAAUCAGUGGUGAAAACUGAAGAGGCUGCGGCCCAAGUUGCUGCUGAGCUGGAAGAGGCCUUCCAGAGGGCUAUGGAGACAGAAAGACUCACAGAGAUUCCAACCCCUGUGCCUGUAGAUACUGUCUCGGCAUCUACAAUUGAGAAGCUGAAGGCUCAGCUGCUUCAGAAACAGUCCGACCUCACAGGCGCCUUUCAGGCCUUCAAAGAGUACAAAGAAGUCACCAAGAAACAGAUAUCUCAGCUGGAGUCUGAGAAAAGAUACCUUGACAAGUCCAACAGGCAUUUGGAAAACAUUUUGGAAGCUACAAACGCUUACAAAAAAAAGGAGGUCUCUGAGCUGAACAGAAUUCACGUUGAAACUAUAAAGAUUCUCACCACGCCCACCAAAGCAUACAACUUGCGGACCCGUCUUGUGCCACUCUCUAGCCCGGACCACCUGAAUGGGACAGGCAAUAGUCCAGACAACAUUUGGACAGAGUCUCCUCCUUCGGACAUGGCUGAAAUGGCCUUGACGGAGGAACUCCGUCGAGUGCAGGAGCAGGUUAGCCAUGUCCAGACACAAUUUAUUGAUGAGGAGCUAAAGAACAGCAAGCUGUUGCAGCAAAUUGCAAAACUUGAGGAGCAGAUCGCUGUGAUUUUACAAGAGUCUGACCGCAAAGAUGAGCUGUUUUCUUCUGAGCGAGCUAACUGGAACAGAGAUCAGCUCAACCUGCAGGAAACUGUCAGCGAGCUGCAACAAAGCCUUCAGUCUGAAAAGCAGGUCGCAGAGGUGCUAAGGAGUGAGAUCCGUGAUCUGCGCCUUGUGCUCCUGUCAUCCGAUAAGGAGCUGGCCGAUGUGAGGAACGAGCUAAGUAAUGGCCAGAGUCAGCAGCAGAGAGAAAUGAGCCAGCUCUCUAACAGUCUGAUCAGCACACAGCUCCAACUUGACAAAGUCCAGCUGGAGUGGGAGCAGCUUCUGGAGCAGCAUCGGACACUGCAUGAUUCAUUUGACCAGCUCCAAGCUGAGGCAAAGUUUGAGGCUGAUCAGGCAAGACAGCAGCUGCAGGACAGGCAGCAAGAGACAGAUGCACUGAAGACACAGCUCAUGGAAUUAAAUAGUUCUCUGCAGACUGAGCAAGAGCACACGAGCACCCUGAUCUCUCAGAUAAGAGAAAACAAAGACAGUAGAUCAAAAGAACUUAUUGAAACGGCGGAGCAGAAUACAAAGCUUAGAAAACAAGUCUCAGACCUGACAGUACAAAAUCAACGACUGGCAUCCAACAUUGUUGCUCUUGAGCAAAAUGUAAACUCUGCCAACGAAACAAUAAAAGACUUCGAGCAGAAGAUUGACCAGGACAAAGAUGUUGUUUUAGAUCUGAUCAACCAAACCAGAGUCCUCCGCAAUGAGCUGAGCCAGAAGGACCAGACCAUUACCUGCCUGUCUGGAGAAAUCAAAGACCUCACAGUCAAGAACAAUGCUGCCUGUCUUGAAAGGGAGGAAAUCCUGGAGCAAAACUCUAAGAUGCAGGCAGAGAUCUGUGACCUGAAAGAAACUUUAGACAGGCGGCUAGCAUCUGACAGAAUAGAGGUGGAGGUGUUGCAGGACGAGGUUGUUUAUGCCACUGAGGAGGUUGAGAGACUCACUAAGGUCUUGGAUGAGCAGAACAGCCUCCUGCAAGCAUCUCAAGAGCAAACUGCCCAAAAGGACAUCAUAAUACAGAAUCUACAGCAGAAGGUGCAACAACAACAAGAAGCUGUUGAAAGAACUAUUAGAAGUGGAAGUUUCAAACCCCACCUUGAGCUGACAGUCACACCUAAAUCAGUACCUCGGACACCCUGCACUCCAGGUAGUUUCCACAGGGACCUGAACCAGGUGCUACAGAGCCAGGAGAGGGAGCUGGAGAAUCGACGCUCCUCCAUGAUGAGCAUGGAGGUUCUUUUAACGGAGCUGAAUGCUGAGAGGGCUGCCAAGAACCAGGAGAUCCAAAGGCUAAAGAUGCAGCUGACUGAGAAAGAUUUGGUUCAAAUUGAGAUCCAGUCUUUACUUGACCAGUUUUACAACAAGCAGAACCAGCAGAUGCAUAAUGGAAAUAAUAAUGGGGAGGAGUUGAAUGAAGCCAUCAACCAAACCGUACUUAAAGAGCUACAAGAGGAGAGAUCAGAGAAGAGCAAAAUAAUGCAGACGUUGUCUGACACUCAAAAAACACUGCAAGCACAGGAGUCAAUGUUGGCCCAGUCUCAAACCUGCGUUCAGGAGCUGACCAAUGAGCUGAGGAACCGCUGUCUGGAGUUGAGAGAGCUGAGCCAGAGGAUACAGGAUGAGGAGAGACUAAUCCAGGAAAAUGAGGUUCUCCGUAAGCAGAAUGUUCAGCUGUCGGAGGAGAAUGGAAAACUUGUGGGGCAUAAAAACCACAAACAGAGGAUUGAAUAUCUGGUGAAGCUGAAAAAGGACAACACCAAACUUCAAGAGGAAAACGAAAAACUGAGAACGGAGAUGAUAUUAAUACGAGACAGCGGUGGAUGUCCGCCUCUGGAGAUGACAUAAAUCCCUGAUUCUUUGAUUGUUUGAAUUUGAGGUCAAUUUGCAUCUUUCACAGUGAAUUAUUUUUAAUUCGUUUUCAUUAUAUAAGUAUAUUUGAUGGUUUCAAGUAAAAAGACAUUGUGAUUCAUGAUUGUUCUUUUUAUUCAGGGAAUUUGCAGUCAUGAUUUUGUUCAUGAUGUGUUCAUAAUAUGACACCUUUUACAAAGUUUGGCCUGGAGGCAUACUGUAUUAACAUACUUUACCUUUAUAUUGAUUUACUAUUAAAGCAGCAUGGCCAGAACAACUGUGAAAAAACUUCCAUUAGUUCAGCUCCAUCCAUCUUGUUUGGUUUCCUUGGAUGCGCAUUAGUAAGCCUAGGAAGUUGUUCUCAGACUACAUGGAAGUUACAACAAUGCUAAAUUUAAUCUUAAUGUGAAAACCAAACAUUUGUGUUCAUACUUAUUUAGGUACCUAUGUCUCGUGCUGUGAUUGCUGACUGACCAUAUGAGUUGUAUCCACGGUAAAUGGUUUGUUGUAUUUUACCCAUUAUACUGAGGUCUAUAGCCAAUGUCUUUUUUAGGAUAAUGAACUUUUCCUUUUUUUAAAUUAAACUUUUUUUAUAUU